Messenger RNA from Elgaria multicarinata webbii, 4164 nucleotides. It is a transcript of the gene SLC26A6, whose product is annotated as solute carrier family 26 member 6. The coding region runs from base 1 to 2349 and encodes 782 amino acids. Gene Ontology annotation, cellular component: plasma membrane. The record is from RefSeq and is a predicted model, not a curated record. Gene Ontology annotation, molecular function: bicarbonate transmembrane transporter activity; chloride transmembrane transporter activity; oxalate transmembrane transporter activity. NCBI's taxonomy places the organism in Eukaryota, Metazoa, Chordata, Lepidosauria, Squamata, Anguidae. The transcript has 21 exons. Gene Ontology annotation, biological process: transmembrane transport.
AUGAAGGAAUACAACGUGCCGUGUCAGCGUAAGGCAGAGCAUGACGGGCUGAGUGAGGCUGAGCUAGAGAAGAUUGGCCUGAGAAGCCAGACCCCGCCGCCCUCCAUCUGUACCAAGAUCCAGAAGAUAAGAUGCUCAGGUUCAGCUGCAAAGGCCUUGCUGUUCCGGUUCAUCCCCAUCCUGAGCUGGCUACCACGGUACCCAGUCAAGGAAUGGCUACUUGGGGACAUCAUCUCAGGAUUCAGUGUGGGAAUCAUGAACCUCCCACAGGGUUUGGCUUAUGCGCUUCUGGCAGGCCUGCCGCCUGUCACCGGCUUAUACACAGCCUUCUAUCCCGUCUUGGCGUAUUUCAUCUUUGGGACAUCCAGACACAUCUCUGUUGGGCCAUUUGCGGUCAUCUCUGUGAUGAUUGGGAGUGUGACAGUGGCACUGGAACCAAGUGAGAAGUAUUUGGAAGUGAUCAAUGGUACAAAUGACACGAUCAACGAGCCCCUGAGGGAUGCUGCCAGGAUAGAACUGGUGGCUACGCUCACCUUCUUGGUGGGCAUCUUUCAGAUUGCCUUGGGCCUGCUGCAGUUUGGCUUUGUGGCCACCUACCUUUCUGAGCCCUUGGUGAGGGGCUACAUCACAGCCGCUUCCAUCCAGGUGCUGGUCUCCCAGCUGAAGUACGUCUUUGGGAUGCAUCUGGAGGAGCGUUCAGGACCUUUGUCAUUGAUCUAUACCUUUGUGGAAAUUUGCUCAAAAUUGCCGGGAACCAAUGUGGGCACUUUGGUCACUGCCUUGAUUUCUAUAAUUGCCAUCUUUCUUGUGAAGAUGCUCAAUGAAAAACUUGGCAAGAGGCUUCCAAUACCGAUCCCCAUUGAACUUCUCACGAUUAUUGUCUCGACGGGGAUUUCCUAUGCUGUCGGCCUGAACAAAGCUUUUGGGAUUAGCAUUGUGGGGGACAUCCCCAAUGGGAUGAGACCUCCUGACAUUCCCAAAGUAUGCUAUUUUGGGAAGGUGGCAGGAAGUUCUUUUGCCAUUGCUAUUGUCAGCUAUGUCCUUACCAUCUCGCUUGGCAAGAUCUUUGCCCUCAAGCAUGGCUACAAGGUGGACAGCAACCAGGAGCUGAUCGCCAUCGGGUGCAGUAACUCCGUGGGUGGUUUUUUCCAAUGUUACAGCAUCAGCGCCUCCAUGUCCCGCUCCCUAGUGCAGGAGAGUACAGGAGGGCAGAGUCAGGUGGCUUCGGUGGUCUCCUGUCUCCUCAUCCUAGCAACCAUCUUGAAGAUUGGGGAGCUUUUCCAAGAUCUACCCAAAGCCAUCUUAGCUGCUAUCGUUAUAGUCAACUUGAAGGGAAUGUUCAAACAGUUUUCAGAUAUACCUGCACUUUGGAGAACCAACGUUAUUGACCUGCUCAUCUGGCUUGUGACCUUUACUGCUACCAUUUUGCUGAACCUCGACUUAGGACUGGGGGUUGCUGUGGCCUUUGCACUGCUCACUGUCAUCUUCCGGACCCAGAUGCCCCAUUAUUCCAUUUUGGGAGAAGUGUCUUUGACAGGCAUUUACAAAGACGUGAAGGAGUAUCACAAUGCCGAGGAGAUCCCAGGUGUGAGGAUUUUCCGCUCCUCAGCUACACUCUAUUUUGCUAAUGCUGAACUGUAUGCAGAGGCCCUAAAGAAUAAGUGUGGCAUUGAUGUGACCCGCCUCAUUGAAAAGAAGAAGAAAGCCUUAAAGAAGAAAGAAAGGAGAGACAAGAAAGAAGCCAAGAAAAUAAAGAAAAUGACUUCUGAGAUCAAAAAGGCACAGGAUUCUGGAAACAAUAACAUUGCAUUUGUGGAUAUAGAUAUGGAGGUAAAAUCACAGAAAAUGACUUCAGAGAUCAAAAACGCACAGGAAUCUGGAAACAAUAAUAUUGCAUUUGCGGAUAUAGAUAUGGAGGUAAAAUCACAGGAACCAGAGGAUAACGCAAACAUGGCUGAGCUUAAUGGAAGCAUGAAGGUCUGGGAGCACGAAAAGGACACCCAGCAGCCACAAUCUCAUUUCAAUCCCAGCUUGAAGUCUCUGGGACUGGAAAAGCCUUCGCUUCACUCACUCAUACUGGACUUCACUCCUGUCAAUUUUGUGGACACUGUCUGUAUAAAGACCUUAAAAAAUAUAUUUAAAGACUUCCAGGAAAUUGAAGUGGACGUGUUUCUAGCUGGUUGCCAUGGUUCUGUCAUUUCACAAAUGGAAAGAGGCAACUUCUUCAGCCAAACCAUCACCAAGCAUCAGCUUUUUGCAUCGGUGCAUGAUGCUGUUACCUAUAUCAUCAGGAAUCAGGGAGAGAGGUUACCACAAACAGACACAAUCAAUCCCAGCACUAUGCUGUAACCAGUGGAAUCAUCUGCUCCUUCAUUUCUCACAGAGGAGGAUAAAAUACGUUUCCAAAUGACUGAUGGAAUUGCCUUUUGUUGAUGUUGGUAAAAGUGAAUGAUGUGAGAUUCUCCACCACAGCGAAUCCACAGAAGAAAUGAACUCAUACCAAGUGUUUGAGAAACUGGGAGCCUGAGAUUGCUUUUCCUUGACAGUCUACUUUAGAUCUGGGAGAAACUGAGAAACUAUCAUUGUUAAGGAUCUGUUGUUCCAAAUGUUUGGGGACAAAGCAUCUUCUGGUCCUCCCGUGAACACAUUUCAAGGUACCAAAGUUCCUACCAAGGAAGAAUUCCUUUCAGACAUCUCAUUUGUUGCUUUGACUACACUCCUUUGAUAAGGACUUUACAGUCAAUCCUGACAUGAUUAAGUGGAGCAUAUGGUCAUCUACAGCAUCCUCUGCCUGUCUUAAAGUCCCUGUUGAUGUGGAAAGAGAGUACACUAACAUAUUCCUUGUGUGAACAUCUACUGCCCAUUCAGUCCUUCCCUCUUGGACAGGAAUUCUAAAACCGGGUCUUAGAAAGCAACUUGUUCACACCUUGAAUGUCUCUACAUCUGUACCUGGAUGUUGCAGAAGGACACUUAUCUCAAUGGGAGAGUAAACACUUUUCAUGCAGUAGGGUCCAAGUUUCAAUACUCAGCAUAUUGCCCGUUAAAACAAUCAGGUAUCAAGCAAUGAGAAAGACAAAGACCUGUAAGUCACCGGAGAGCCAUCACCAUCCAGAGUGGGCAAUACUAAGCACAUGGACCAAUAGUCUGACACAGGUCAAAGAACAGAAAGCUAAGAGUAGGAAUAAAUGUUCAGUUCUCACAAUAGAGGGAUGUAAACAGUAGGGUCCCACAAUAAUCUGUACUGGAACUGAUGCUUUUAAACUUAUUCAUAAAUGGUCUGGAGUCAGAGGUGAGCAGUGAGCUGGAGACGUUUGCUGACAACACCAAAUUAUUUCGGGUGAUUAAAUCAAAAAGAGACAGCAAAGAGCUCCUAAAGGAGCUCUCCAAACUGGAAGAAUGGGCAUUAAAAUGGCAAAUGCAGUUCAAUGUAAGAAAGUGUGAAGUGAUGCACAUUGGGGGGGGGGGACCAAACUUCAUCUAUACGCUGAUGGGGUUUGAGCUGACAGUUAUUGACCAAGAAAAGCAUCUUGAAGUUGUAGGUGGGCAGCUUGAUGAAAAUAUUGACCCAGUGUGUGACUGCUGUGAAAAAGGCAAAUUCCAUGAUAGGGAUAAUCAGGAAAGGAAUCAAAAUUAAUAUUGCCAAUAUCAUACUGCCUUUAUAGAAAGGUCUGGUGGGACUAUGUUUGGAAUACUGGUCACACCUCAAGAAAGAUAUUGUAGAGCUAGAAAAUGUGCACAAAAUGAUCAAGAGGCUGGCACAACCCCUCAAUGAAGAAAAGUUACAACAUUUGGGGCUUUUAGCUCAAAAAUAAGGCAAUGGGGGAGCAAGAUAGAGGGAUAUAAAGUUAUGCAUGAUGUGGAGAGAGUGGAGACCUGGGGUCAUCUAAUGAAGAUAAAAGGAAGUACUUCUUCAAACAGCACAUAGUUAAACUGCAGAAUUCACUAACGCUGGAUGUUAACUUGGACAGUGAAUAGCUUGGAAUUUGUUUUAGGUAGGUAGAAUCUUAUAUGUCAAAAAUCCUUGGUCAUUUUGCAUGAAGCGUAAAUUUAGCAAUAUGUGAUUAUAACAACUUAUAUAAGCACAUAAAGUAUUUGAGACAUGUUUUCCCAUAUGGGUGUAAUUCUGCUUUUUAAAAAAAACCUCUCCUAAACUCUAUUCACUGU